CACUAACAAUCACGUUUUGUUUUUGUACGUCCCUUGUCACUAUUUUGCAAUCAUUCAAUUACGUUUUUGCACCGAAAAAUAAGCAACCACAAGAAUGCAGCGACAAAUGAUUAAUAUCCUGGGACAGACAGGGCGCCGCAUGAUGCUGGGACAACAGCUUCGCCCGUUGUCAGUGUCCGCCCAACGCAGAGAGAUCUUCAAAGUGCAGAGUGCCGAGGACUUUGACAAGAAGGUGAAGAACAGCCAGCAGCCCGUCAUUGUUGACUUCUUUGCAACGUGGUGCAACCCCUGCAAGCUACUGACCCCGCGUAUCGAGAACAUUGUCGGGGAACAGGCCGGCUCCAUAAAAUUAGCAAAAGUAGACAUUGACGAGCACAGUGAACUGGCUCUGGACUACGAUGUUGCUGCCGUUCCAGUCCUGGUGGUGAUGCAAAACGGCAAGGAGGUGCAGCGCAUGGUGGGUCUCCAGGACGAGGACAAAAUCCGUGCCUGGGUCGCCGCCGCCGUUAAGCAGUCGAAGUAA
Drosophila bipectinata is the source of this 523-nucleotide messenger RNA. Its product is annotated as thioredoxin C-1. Gene Ontology annotation, biological process: cell redox homeostasis. Lineage: Eukaryota; Metazoa; Arthropoda; Insecta; Diptera; Drosophilidae. The record is from RefSeq and is a predicted model, not a curated record. Gene Ontology annotation, molecular function: protein-disulfide reductase activity. Gene Ontology annotation, cellular component: mitochondrion.